Molecule: messenger RNA, 5418 nt
Organism: Phytomonas sp. Hart1
Lineage: Eukaryota; Euglenozoa; Kinetoplastea; Trypanosomatida; Trypanosomatidae
Source: the annotation of a GenBank genome assembly
AUGCCACACCGGCAAAAUCGUUCGGCGCAGAUCCCUAUCACUAAAAAAGAGACCCAUAAAGGUGUGGAUGACUUCCUUGGAGGAUUUUCUGUUAUGGCCGAGAGAAACCAAUCCUCCCACGAGCAGGGGGUGAUUGCCGUGAAUCUGAGGCUCAUGAACAAAAACAGCGAUAUCACAAAGCAGAAGUCUCUCACCGAGUUGAUUCUCCACGUCAAAGAGGCCCCAAGCGGCGUUCUCACUCAGUUUGUUACGGGAAUCGCCGAGACGGUCAUUCGGCAUUCCCAAAAUAGCAAUCCCACCAUCCGAGCUUUCCUUUUUACGCUUCUAAAAACGCUGAUGGAGCGGGGAAAGGAGGUAAAGCUCGCCCUUGUCUCGACCUUGCCGGCGCUCUCGCCGGUGUGGAUAAUGUCAAUGAAUGAGCAGGAGCCGGCUGUGCGGAUGGAAGCCCAGACAGCCUUUGAAGCGACGUUUAAAACGGAGAAGCAGCACCAGAUGAUGCUUCGGUAUAAGGAUGAUAUUCUUUCCGGAAUUCUGGCAGUAAUCAGCGAUAUCGUUGACAAGGAUGGGACGCCGCUGCUUGAUGACAGCCUUGAUCGGCGCUCAAAUUUGCUUUUUUCCGCUUUAUCUGGGAUGGGCUACAUGGUGAAGCAAAUUAACGCCUCUCAGGAUGCUGUGAUGUCGUUUGUUUUAGAUAAUUCGAGCUUUGAGCGUCUUUUGCCAACCAGGCCUCUCCCAAAGGGCUACAUGCUCGCUAAAACCCCCUUCGUGCGCUCUUCGGUGCUCUCUUUACUACGCGACAUGGUUUCGAUCUGCCCGUGCACGAGCAAACUCCACAGGCUCGUCGCUCAGGCCAUCCACGGCUCGAUCCUGGAGAAGGACGCGACCAUUGCCUCACGGGUUUGGGAGCUCUUGCUGUUUUGGUUCCGUAUUAACGUCAGCGAGGUCUUUAAAUAUAUUGAGCCUAAAUUUCUUGAUGACGUUAUCGACAGCUUUAUGUCCUGCGACCAGCAGAAUCUCGCCGAGGUGAUCUUUCCUUCAUUGCUGCCGCUGUUAAUUCAGCUGACAACGGAAAAAUGCUGUGAGGAGAUGCUGGAUAAAUUCGUCGGCGGGCUUCUGAAAAAGAUGGGUCAACUAAAGGAUUUACCAAAUGCCAGCGCGAACGAACUCGAGCUGGUUUUCUCCGCCCUGACAGAGUGCUGGGUGCUUUAUUGCAUUCGGAAAAAAGGCGACACAGCCUGUGAAGACGCCACUGAGCUUUUUGACCGUAUAAUGGAAUAUGUCUCCGAUAUUCUACACAACGAUUUUAAGCGCGCACGUUAUUUGAAAGUUGUGGCACCAUGUCUAGGCUUGAACCUGCUUAAGAUUUCCCAUAUUGAGCGCAUCUAUAACGCAUGCCUGAGGUCAUUGUGUGAAAUACCUGCUUACAACCCCUCGAUUCAUCCGGAUACGACGCUGCCCGCUUCUGGGAGUGAGAUUGUAAUUGACCGCAAUUGGCAUCUACGCCCUGCGGUUUUGGAGUCGAUGUAUGCCAAGGCAAGGUCUGAUCCAAAGUACGCCUGUCAGCAGAGUGUGUUGAGGGACCAUUUAGAUUUGAGUAUUGCGCCGAUGCUGCAGUCUCGCGCGAACCCCGCGUGGGUCCCCAAGCUGCUCUCGAAAAUAAGCAAGAACGGCUAUCAGCCUUCCCCUAAGGUUGCUGAGGGCGUGAUUUGCCAGUUAAAUAAUUUAAUGCGGACGCUGGAAGAGCGAGAGGCGUGCCGAACGGCUAACCUCGACGAGGCGGUCGCGGACGAGGGGAUUAUCGAGGAUUGCCGAAGCUUGAUGGAGACCGUCCUCCUUUGGGGUAUCCCAUCCAUCACCGACUCCCUACUGGCGCAAUCCAAGUAUAUCCACGUGGAUGUGGUGCACCAAACCAUCAUGGAAUACCAUCUAAAGGACCCUGCUAAGGCGUUUGAGCUGCUACUUAAAGCGUGCCGGGAGAACGCGUUUGGGGAUAUGGGAAACUGCAUCUCACGAUUGAAGGUAUCCGAUACGGGGCUCACGCCCGAGCAGCGAUCCACGCUUCUGGAGGCAGUGGUGGGUGCGCUGAAGGGAGCUCUACGACUUGUAAAAGGUCUUGAGGAAGGGGUCAACUUGGAGGAUGAUAACUGCAGCAAAUCCGAUCCCGAGCAAACAAAAGGGGCUCAAUUUUCCGAAAAGCUGAACAGCAGGUAUAAAAAUUCAAAUGAAUACUUAAGCGUUUCCAACACAUCUGAGGAGGGUGCCGACGAUGAUGAUAAAUCUUCAGAAAGAGGGUCACCUGUCGAUGCGGGUUCAACCACAAUAGUGCCUUCUGGGGAGGACAUUAUUUCGGUCGAGAACGACUUGGAUGCGCAAAACAAAGCGAACGAGGUCCUUCACAUCGCUUUUCUUUGGUGUGAUCAGCUUUCUUCUGUUGGCGUCAACGAUCAGCCGAAGGUGAACGAAACCAUCGGAAGCCUCCUUCGCUUAUCCUCGGACCUCUUUACAGAGCAUCUUUCUGAGCUUUUUUAUCGUAUAGUAGCUGCCAUUUCUCCACGGCUCUAUCCAGAAGAUUAUAUAUCCAUUAAAGCUCUCCGUAUUGUAUUACAAAACCCGCAAAACAUCGAUGACGAUAGCGACACGCUCACCGAUGCACUUGAUGAAAAGAUUCACUUCCUUAAAGUGAAGGACUUUAACCUUCUAGUAGUCCACGUAGCGGCGUUGCUGGAGGAGUUGAAGGUUCCCCAAACAGACCGCGAUGACUUCGCGUGGAGGUUUUUCAUAGCCGUUAUGAAGUCCGAGGAGCCGGCAUGCUACCAUGCGGUUCAUCAACUUCAGUUUUUAGUGCCCUUCGCCUCAGAGGCCCUCCUCCAGCGUCUGGUUCGUUUCCCCAAUCUGUGGAAAAUGCACUGCGUUUCAUGGAAGGGCAGCAACGAUAAAAAGCUGGCAAGCAGCUUUUGCUCCCUUUUUGGGGGCCACUUUUCAUUAGCGGAGUUGGAUCUCUCCCUCACAGCUAUCGUUCGCACCGCACAAUUAUUGAAGUUAAUGGAUUACAGCAACUGCGUAAGUGAAUGGAAUAAAAGCGGCUCUGAUGCCGACAUGGAGAUUAGAACGGAAAUAUUCUAUCAUUUGAUUGUGGUUGCCAGCUUGACAGAGGUCUUUCCGUCCGGUAUUCGAUCAAUCCUUUUUUCUCGAUUGCUACCCAAGGCCCUUGGACACAUCAAUGCCCUCGCGGACUUGCUCAUUGGUUGUUCGUUAUCCACUAUUACGAAAAAGGAAGUGUGUGAAUCAAUGGAUCCUUUUGUAUGCACUCUCGCUGCGGCUCUUCGCGAUAUCGCAAAGAACACAGAUGAUCACGACCACCUCACCUUCACUUUCCAAGCGCGACAGGUCAUGAGUGCGAUUACCGAGCGCGUUAUAAGAAAGCUCUUCACCAAGGAUGGUGCACGAGGAAUCGAUCGCGAUUGUUGUAUGUUCUACACCACUUUUUAUGCGAUUAUGGACGAAACCGCGAAUGUGAUCGAGGGUAACAUCUUCGCGCAGCUACCAAAAGAUCUCGAGGAGCUUUUCUUAGAGGCAAGCUGCAUGCUGCCGAGCUGGGAUCUCGAUACGGCGAAACUUUCUUUGGUAAUUCAUCGCCAUCUCGCAACAAUGCCGGUCGUCACGGUGAGCACGGUGAAAAGUAUCCUGGACUAUGCACAGCGGCAGAACCCACUUCAUUGUCUGGAGCUUCUCGCGGAGCUCUCCUGCACGCGUAUCAUGGACCUGAACGUCUUUGGCGAUCUCGUUCGCAUCAUCACGCACUCCCUCUGUCGGUGUUAUACGCUACGCCACCUCCCAAGCAAUGGGCGCCUUUUGUUUGAAUCCCCCGAACGCCACGCCGAACCCUUGCCUUUUCAUCAUUUACAGCGAAUAGCGGUGGCGGCGGUAUUAGCGCGGCGCGGCGUGAUUCUCCACAGUUAUAUGGACGACGUGCUGCGGAGUACGGUGAACUUGGUGGUCUUUGACUCCAUCUGUGAGGCGAUCUCGCGGUUUCGGACGACGAGCGGUGAGGAAAUGCCCCUCCUCGCGAAGCUCAUCGCCUUCACCUCGGAGUUUAUGAGCGGACUUCAUCAUAGCGAUACUUCUGUCCUGCGUGCGUCGGAGGCGAGCGUGACCGUUAUCGCCUCCGCGCUUUCCUACGUAUACCUCUGGCUGAACGCUAUGCCGCUCGCAAAGAUGGAGGGGAUUGGCCAUGGCGUCGUAUCGGGGGUUCUCUGCACCAUAUGCCUCGUCGCCAACCUCACUCUAAUCCGUGCGCAUGCCCCUUUACAUGAAACGAUGCGAUUGAUUCUCAAUAAGUGGUCUUUGAGGCCUCUUCGACAGGAGUUCUCAUCCACAUCUCCCUUUAAGUUUUCCCACUUUCGUCGCCAAAACACCCUCAUCGGCAAAACCCACAAGCAAAAGGUACUGAUGUUCCCCUACCUCCUGGCGUGGUGCGUCCUUCUGACGACACCCGCGACCGAUGAGGAGGCUUCCUGCCAGUCAGACAGCCAAAGUUACCGACAGCGGAAGGCGGAAAUAUACCAGCUCCUCGAUCUGCUUUGUGUGCUCCUCCUCACUCCUCUGUUCAGCAGUGCCAAGCGAGUGGAGGAUACCCUUCUGGGCGCGGCCGCCUCCCUCAUGAACGACGGCGAUUCCACAAAUGCGGAGGCCGGCGUGCUCGGCUUCGAGGUGGUGGCCCUGACGCGCGUGGUUUCGCCUCAGCCGAUGAUGCAGCUCGCGCGUGGAGCCGCCGCGGUUUUUUGCCUUCUCCUCCGAGGCUCUACCCUUUCCCUCGUGAAAGGAUGGCUCGAGACGGUUGAGCGGAAGACGCAAAUGAUGAUCUACAACUUCGUGCAGCUCUACAUUUCACCACUACUCAUCCAUGAAAAUUUGCUCACCGUGCUAAGCCACAGUCCGGAUGGUUUAACCACGUUCAGCAUCGGCGAAAGCUACUCCGUUUGUGUGAGGACGGCUCAAAAAAAUAUCGAGCUCAGCUACACCAUCGAGGAUGCACGGAUAUCGGUGCGCAUUCGAUUUUUGCCCUGUUAUCCGCUACGACAGCCUGUUGUUGAAUUUAGUAGUGGCCGAGAGUGUGGCAUUUCGAUGGAAAAGCAGCGAAUGUGGAUGCUAAAGAUGACAUCUUUGCUCUUCAGCGAGACGACAAACCUCUGGGAUUGCAUGGAGCUCUUCCGCGAGAAUGUGGAGGCUCACCUCGGUGGGCAGGAGCCGUGCCCUAUUUGCUAUGCUAUCGUGAGCGCCGUUAAUCAUAAAUUGCCGGAGCUUCAGUGCUCGGUCUGUCGUAACCUGUCGUUUCACUCCAGCUGCCUCUACAAGUGGUGGGCGAGCGGUGGACAAACAGUUUGCCCUCUGUGCCGCUCGCCAUGGAUAUCAGAAUAG